AAUAACUUAUUCUUUUUCCGAGUACAGUAACAUAGAGUAGUUCGCGCUUACCGUAUGUAGAUACGUGUUUCGUGCUUGAAACUUGUCGCGUCAAAACUUUUAGUUUUUAUUAGAUAAAUAAUCAAUUUCUUUGUUCGAAUAUUUGAAAUCGUUGUAUUUUUAAGUUACGAAAAUUGCGUAUUUCAAAUUUCAAAAUAUACGUGGACAUCGAUCUGGUUCUAGAGCCAUCUGUUAGUCUCUGGGAUAAAGCGAAAUAUUAUUCGUUAUUUAAAUAUCUCUCCCAACUUCUGUGAAUAUAUUUAACUGUUUACAAGAUUCGUCGACAAUUUUUCGUCGAAUUUUUAUUAACGAACAGCAAUGGAACCUAUGACGUUAGGAUCACCUGUUGGAAGCCCUAAACAAAGUCCUGGAAGCCCGAUGGCUUCUGUGUGCCUUCCGAAUUUUCUCCUAGACAGUACAACCCCAGCUAAAGUGAACCUAGCCAGUCCUCAAGAUACUCAGAAACAAUUCUAUAGCGGACACACCAGCUUAUUGUCUCCGCUUUCUCAUUACGGUACUCCAGACUAUCGCACUAGCCGUCAAAAAGCUGUAUUCGGUGGUGCUAAUACCCCUAAUACUUCUCAGAUGGUCGCGGAAAGUCACACCGGUGGACCACCUACCAGAGGAUUGUUCGAUACUUUAGAAACCUCUCAAAAAUUAUCCUACUCUUCGCCGGCCGAUCAAAGUAUCUCUUGCAGUCAACCUAGAAAUUUAAUCAAUACCAUGAACGCUUCUAUAUUCAACGACAGUUCUUUAAAUCCGAAUAAAAACGAGUCUCAAGGGCUUUUGCAGUGGGUGACCGUUUUUGGUUUCCCUCCCAGCGAUACGAACACGGUUUUGGCUCAUAUUUCCAGCAGAGUUCGAAUACUGGACAAACAUCCGCCUCCGCAGCCACAAAGUAAUUGGAUUCAUUUAAAAUGCGCUUCGGAACAGGAAGCGCAAAGAGCGCUCGCGUGCAAUGGUAAUAUUGUAUCCGGAUCUGUCAUGAUCGGCGUAAUUCCUUGUACGGACGAGGGCGUUAUACUAGGUUCGGAUAAAGAAAAUCGCUCGAGAAUGAACGGAAGUAUCAAGUGUUUUUCUAAUCUGAGUCGAAUUAACCAGUCACCGGAAUAUAGUACACCUCGUACACCGAUUAGGAUACAAAAUGUAAGACCUUUAGCAGCCGGUUAUAAUCAACUUAGUCCUCAGUCGGUGAGAGUGCCAGAAAAUGUACCACAAAAAUCUACGGGUUUAGUUUCGAAAGCGAUGGAAUAUAUGUUCGGAUGGUAGUCUUAAUUAUGGAUGUUACUUAUUAAUGACAAAUAUCGUUUAGCGCGUAAUUUUUCUUUGCCUUUACUACGCAUUUUUAUCAAAAUUCGAUACAUGUAUGUAUAAGCACGACUAACCGGAGAGAGGAACAUUUGAAAAUCUCGAAACGUUUCUUACUUUGCUCAAUUAUAUUUUACUAUAUCAAUAGUACGAAAUAUAAAUUUUUAGAAACAUCAAAUAAUAUUAUCACGCAACGUUUACCUUCCUACUGUUAUAUAUCUUUCUUAUUAUUCUGUAACUUUCAACCAACAAUUACUCGCAACGUACUAAAUUUCUCUAUUGUAAAGUACACGAUUAACUUAUGAUUUAGCCUGCAAGAGUAUUUUCGCGGCAUUCGACCACGUAUAUUGCACGGAUAUUAAUUUAAAUGGUCCAUUUUUUAGCGUACACGUAUUACCGAAAAAAUAUUAGCGAACGUUUACGAGCAUGCGACGAACUUGUACUUUCGGUCGUCUUUCAAAUGUUGCGUAUAUGAACAAAUGUAUGACGGAGAUUUUGUUCGCGAUAUUAAAAACAUUGGUUUGUCGUAA
Megachile rotundata (alfalfa leafcutting bee) is the source of this 1877-nucleotide messenger RNA. Its product is annotated as nucleoporin Nup35. The record is from RefSeq and is a predicted model, not a curated record. Gene Ontology annotation, molecular function: nucleic acid binding; structural constituent of nuclear pore; phospholipid binding. Gene Ontology annotation, cellular component: nuclear pore central transport channel; nuclear pore nuclear basket; nuclear membrane. Lineage: Eukaryota; Metazoa; Arthropoda; Insecta; Hymenoptera; Megachilidae. Gene Ontology annotation, biological process: NLS-bearing protein import into nucleus; nuclear pore organization.